Molecule: messenger RNA, 3604 nt
Organism: Gallus gallus (chicken)
Lineage: Eukaryota; Metazoa; Chordata; Aves; Galliformes; Phasianidae
Gene: ESYT1
Product: extended synaptotagmin 1
Exons: 31
Coding region: 58-3219 (1053 amino acids)
Biological process (GO): lipid transport
Molecular function (GO): lipid binding
Source: RefSeq, a predicted model, not a curated record
GUGGCCAAGGCUCGGUGGGGGCGUGGCCGGCGGCGCGGAGCGGAGGAGCGCGCCGUGAUGGAGCGGCGCGGCGCGGGGGCGGCGGCGGCGGCGGCCGUGGGACGGCGGCUGCUUUGGGCGCUGCCCGCCUACGCCGCGGGGCUGCUGGGGCUGGGCGCGGGCGCGCUGCUGCUGGCGUUGGCGCUUUACGCGGGAUGGAGGCGGCGGCGGCGCGCCCGGCAGCGCGCGCUCAGCCUGGCCGCGCGCCUGCAUAGCGACGAGGAAGCGGCCGUGCGCGCCGCCGCCGCAGGGCUGGGAGCGGCCCGCGGGGAACUGCCGGCGUGGGUGAGCUUUCCAGAUGUGGAGAGGGCAGAAUGGCUGAACAAGAUCCUGGCACAGACGUGGCCGUUCUUUGGGCGCUACAUGGAGAAGCUGUUGGUGGAGAGCAUCGCCCCCUCCAUCCGCGCCUCCAACACCCACCUGCAGACCUUCACCUUCACCAAGGUGGACAUGGGCGAGAAGCCCCUCCGUGUUUUGGGGGUCCGGGCACACCCCGGUACCCACAAGCAGCAGAUCCUACUGGACCUCAACAUCAGCUACGUGGGUGAUGUGCAGAUCGACGUGGAGGUGAAGAAGUUCUUCUGCAAGGCAGGGGUGAAGGGCAUGCAGCUCCACGGGACGCUGCGGGUCAUCCUGGAGCCGCUGCUGGGCGAUGUGCCCAUCGUGGGGGCCCUCACCAUGUUCUUCAUCCGGCGCCCAACUUUGGACAUCAACUGGACGGGGAUGACCAACCUGCUGGAUAUCCCAGGGCUCAGCUCCAUGUCGGACACGAUGAUCAUGGACACCAUCUCCUCAUACCUGGUGCUGCCCAACCGCCUCCUGGUGCCGCUGGUGCCCAAUCUGCACGACGCCGCCCGGCUGCGCUGCCCCCUCCCCAGGGGUGUGGUGCGCGUGCAUCUGUUUGGAGCGCGGGAGCUGCGCAGCAAAGACCGCUUCAUGGGGGGGUUGGUGGAGGGGAAGUCGGACCCCUACGCCGUGCUGAGGGUGGGCACGCAGGUGGCGAACAGCCGCGUGGUGCAGAACGAGCUCAGCCCCACCUGGGAUGAGGUGUACGAGUUCAUUGUGCAUGAGGUGCCGGGGCAGGAGAUUGAGGUGGAGCUCUUUGAUAAAGACCCCGACCAGGACGACCUGCUGGGCAGGAUGAAGCUGGAUUUUGGGGAGGUGCUGAAGGCGCGGGUUCUGGAGGAGUGGUUCCCACUGCAGGAUGGAGGCCGGGGGCGGCUGCACCUACGCUUGGAGUGGCUGACGUUGCUGCCUGAUGCCUCCAAACUGGAGCAGGUUCUGCAGAGGAACCGUACGAUCCCAUCCAACCCCGACCCGCCGUCAGCCGCCAUCCUGGUGGUGUACCUGGACCGUGCAGAGGAGCUGCCCAUGAAGAAGCCUGGGAAGGAGCCCAACCCCAUGGUGCAGGUGUCGGUGCAGGAUGUGACGCGAGAGAGCAAGGUGGUGUACAACACACGGCACCCGGUAUGGGAGGACGCCUUUCGCUUCUUCCUGCACGACCCCGCACACCAGGACCUGGACAUCCAGGUGAAGGACGACCCCCGGCAGACCCCCCUGGGCUCCCUCUCCGUGCCCCUCUCUCGGUUGCUCUCUGCCCCAGAGCUGACCCUGACGGAGCCCUUUGCACUGCAACACGCAGCACCCAACAGCCGCCUGCACCUCACCCUGGUGCUGCGGGUGCUGUACUUUGAUGGCCCUGAGGAUGGUCCCCCCCCACCGACCCCCCCCGGGCAGUUGGAGACCCCCCCUGGAGCCAGCAGUGCACGUAGACCCAGCAAAGCCAGCCCAGACCCCCAGUUUGGGACUGAGGCUGUGCUGCGCAUCCACCUCCUGGAAGCGGAGGAUCUGAUAGCCAAGGACAACUUCCUGGGGGGGCUGAUGAAGGGCCGCUCCGACCCCUACGCUGCAGUGAGGGCGGGGGGGCGGCUGUUCCGCAGCAGAGUGGUCCGGGAGGAGCUGAACCCCCGCUGGAAUGAGAUCUAUGAGGUGGUGGUGGAUGACAUCCCUGGGCAGGACGUGGAGUUUGAGCUCUUUGAUAAGGAUGUGGACAAGGAUGACUUCCUGGGCAGGUGCAAAGUGCCACUCAAGCGGGUGCUGAGCUGCGGAUUUGUGGAUGAGUGGCUGCCCCUGGAGGAGGUGCGCUCCGGGCGUCUGCAUGUGAGGUUGGAGAGGCUGCAGCCCCAGCCCAGCAGUGCACAGCUGGAACAGGUGCUGCACACCAACAGCCUCCUGCAGCCCUCCCGGGGGGAGGAACUCUCAGCUGCACUCCUCUCCCUAUUCCUGGACCGCGCCGCAGAGCUCCCGCUCCGGAAGGGCUCCAAGCCCCCCACCGCCUUCGCCGUCCUAUCUGUGCGUGACGUCUCCUUUAAGACCAAGACCUGUGCCCCGAGCACAGACCCGGUGUGGGAUGAAGGCUUCUCCUUCCUCAUCAAACGGCCGCAUGGGGAGACGCUGGAGCUGAAGGUGCAGGACGCGGGGGGGCAGGCGCUGGGUGCACUCAGCCUCCCCCUGUCCCAACUGCUGGCAGCCGAGGCGCUGACCCUGGACACGUGGCUGCCUCUGUCCGGGGGGGGGCAGGUGCUGCUACGGGCACAGCUGGGGAUCCUGGUGUCGCAGCACUCGGGGGUGGCACCCAGCAGUGACCCCACGCCGGGGGGGGACGCUGAGCCCCAGGAGGUGAUGGCGGGGGGGGACAAGGAGGAGAACCAGGAUGGGGGGGGGACGCUGCGGCAUCGGCUGCCCCCAGCGCACAGCCGUACAGAGCUGGGGGGGCCCCGGCUGCAGCUGACGCUGUGGUACCACCGUGAUGAGCGCAAACUGGUGGCCAUCGUGCACGGCUGCAGGCAGCUGAAGCCCCCCCCCAAAGCCCCCCCCAAGGACCCCCCCGACCCUUACGUUUCACUGCUGCUGUUGCCCCCCGAGCGUGGCCGUGGCUCCAAGCGCAGAACUGCAGUGCAGAGGAGGACCCUGAACCCCGACUUCAAUGAGCGAUUGGAGUGGGACGUGGCCCCUGAGGACGCCCCCCGGUGCGUGCUGGAGGCGCAGGUCAAAGCCCACGUGUCCUUCAUGGGGGGGAAGGAGGUGCUGGGGAAGCUGCACUUGGACCUGGCACAGGUGGACUUGGCCGAGGGAGGGACGCAUUGGUAUGAGUUGCAGGACGAGCGCGGCAGCCCCUGACCUGGAAGUGCCCCCACUGCUCCCGCUGUGCCUGGAGGGGGGGGGGUCCUCAUUCUGCUCCUCCCCCCCACCCCCCCCCACACACCACCAUCAACCAAAGACGUGCGGGGCCGUGCCCCCCCCCCCGCCUGCAGACUGUUCUCUAUCUCUGUGCCUUUCGCCAUGGAGGAACCCCCCUCUGUGUUUGGGGGAGGGGGUGGGGUGGGGGUGUGCCCCCCCCCCCCCGCCAGUGUUACCCCCCCCCUCCCCAUAGGGGGACGCUUUGUCAGAGCCACCGCUGUGCCACCGCUGUGCCGCCACCGCCGCACCACCGCUGUGCCCCCCCCACUGCCUUUGGGGGCUGUGUUCCCCCUGACCCCCCCCCAAAUAAAGGAGGGAGGUGUCA